Eublepharis macularius is the source of this 2686-nucleotide messenger RNA. It is a transcript of the gene NAPA, whose product is annotated as NSF attachment protein alpha. Gene Ontology annotation, biological process: synaptic transmission, glutamatergic; regulation of synaptic vesicle priming; intracellular protein transport. The record is from RefSeq and is a predicted model, not a curated record. Gene Ontology annotation, cellular component: synaptobrevin 2-SNAP-25-syntaxin-1a complex; vacuolar membrane; terminal bouton. Bases 98 to 994 code for a protein of 298 amino acids. Gene Ontology annotation, molecular function: soluble NSF attachment protein activity; syntaxin binding. The transcript has 11 exons. NCBI's taxonomy places the organism in Eukaryota, Metazoa, Chordata, Lepidosauria, Squamata, Eublepharidae.
CGUAACGCGGCGGCAGCUCCGUCAGGGCGAAGACGGGCGACGGGCGGAGAGAGGCAGAGCGGCCGCGUCUUCGCUUCCCCUUCAGGCUCAGCCGGCCAUGGCCAUGGACACCAGCGGCAAGGAGAAGGAGGCGCUGCAGCUCCUGGCGGAGGCCGACAAAAAAGUGCGCGGCUCCCAAGGCUUCUUCUCGGGCCUCUUCGGGGGUGGUUCCUCCAGGGUCGAGGAAGCAUGCGAUAUCUACGCAAGAGCAGCCAACAUGUUCAAAAUGGCCAAGAACUGGAGUGCUGCAGGGAACGCUUUCUGCCAGGCCGCUCAGCUGCACCUCCAGUUGCAGAACAAGCACGACGCGGCCACCAGCUUUGUGGAUGCCGGCAACGCUUUCAAGAAAGCUGAUCCUCAAGAGGCCAUUAACUGUCUCCUCAGAGCGAUUGAGAUCUACACAGAUAUGGGCCGUUUCACCAUUGCAGCCAAGCACCACAUAACGAUAGCAGAAAUCUACGAGAUGGAGCUGGUGGAUAUAGAAAAGGCAAUAGCCCAUUAUGAGCAAGCUGCGGAUUAUUACAAAGGUGAAGAAUCUAACAGCUCUGCUAACAAAUGUUUGUUGAAAGUGGCCACCUACGCGGCUCAGCUGGAGCAAUACCAGAAGGCCAUUGAGAUCUACGAGCAGGUGGGCACCAGCGCAAUGGACAGCCCCCUCCUGAAAUACAGUGCGAAGGAGUACUUCUUCAAGGCGGCCCUGUGUCACUUCUGUAUCGAUAUGCUCAAUGCCAAGCUGGCUGUACAGAAGUAUGAAGAAAUGUUCCCAGCUUUCUCAGACUCCAGGGAGUGUAAACUGGUUAAAAAAUUGCUGGAUGCUCACGAAGAACAAAACAUAGACAGCUACACUGAAUCGGUCAAGGAGUAUGACUCGAUCUCUCGCCUGGACCAGUGGCUCACCACCAUGCUCCUGCGCAUCAAGAAAACCAUACAGGGCGAAGAGGAGGACCUGCGUUAAGCAGCUGCCCCGCAAUCCACUGCUCCUUUUCUGCGGGACUCUGCAUGGAUCAGCGGUGGAGGAGAAGGGGGGGGGGUCUUAGCAAAAGGAACUGGACUCCAAUGGCAAAUGGUUUAUUUAAUCCCUAUCUCAUAACCCCUUUCCCUGCCACUGUCUCUUCGUAUGGCGGAAACAGGACCAGGGAGCAAUGCCUGUGGACUGCUCCAGCCGGAGAGAAACGCAAACUGUAAUAAGAAGUCCUCCCAUUUCCGCUGUUUUCGCCGCGCUUCCCUUCCCGGGUCUGAGAGUCUCUCUCUUCCCAAGCCAGCCUGGAUUUCUUUCUGGCAGCUUAAAAUAACGUGUAUGGUUUAAUGUUUAAAAGUCUCUGCAGCGAGCUCAGCUUGUGGCCCCAGCUUCCUUUCCUCUUCCCUAGGAAGCUUAUUUGAAGACAUCCCAGGGAUAAGAAAACCUCUUCCCUACAGCAGAUGAGAUGCGAGAUCCCUGUUGCCUCAUGUCAGUGUAGCCCUCUGGUCCCCAUCUUGUCAAGCAGGUCCAGCCCUCCCUCCUUGAAGCAAGGUUUUUGCAAGGUUGGCCAGGCUGCCUCUCCUUUCUUUGGGAUACUGGUAUCCUUUUUUUGGGCCUGGUAUCAUUUCCCAGGAGUGGAAUUGCUUCCUGUUCUCGGGGUCAGCCUUGAGCCAGCCCCUGCUGCCUCAGCUUUCCCCCAAGUCUUGUAUGGAGGCUGCCUCGCCCCCCCCCCAAAAAAAUUUCACAAAUUCUAGCAGGGAUCUGAGAAAUCACAGACAUUCUAGGUAACUUGCACACUGUAUGAGCUAACUUAGCUUCUCCUGGUUUACAAGAAACUCUUUUUGUUCCCAGAUAGAAACGCUUCCAUCCCAACUCUUCCCCUUAUUUUGUAAGCUAGUACCCGCCUACCCAGUCGAUACAUAGUGGUGCUGCAUAUUCCUAGUUAGUCCUUGUGGGGAACUAAGCAAGAUAUUUAUUCUCCUGUUGCCUGUGGGGCAAGGAGCCACCGUUUUUGGAUUUGUGUGGCGGGUAGUCCCAAAGCUGUUCUCUGCUAGCGACUCUGUGCAGCAGCUGCCCUCUCGCUUUGCACGGCUGCUGUGCUUCAGGCUUAGUUCGAGGGCAGUGGUCCUCCUGCCAAGUGUUCUGCGUUCAUUGCCAUAAAGCUCUGUCCUUUUUGGUCCUCCCACUUGUGUUUCCUCUUGUGUUUGGGCUUUCAAAACGAAACCUUAUCAUGUAGCUGGGAGUCAAGGGUCGGCACUUAAAGGGACUUUUGCCCUUCAGUAAUUCUCAUGUUUAACUUUUUAUUAUUGAAAGCGGGGGGGGGAGCGGGAGAACUUGGAAGCUCUCUGCAUGUUUAUAAUGUCCAUCAGUGAGUGACUGCUGAUUUAAUAGUGAAAAACUUGCACACGGCAACAGGACAGUAAUUUAAAAACAACUCUGCAUGGGUGGAAAAAAGAAACCGCAAUGACGUCUUCAUGGUAGCCUCUCUCUAAGUUCCUGCUGCUUCUCUCUGAGCUUAGAUGACUUGCAUGUCUUCAAAUGUACCUUGCUGUUCUUUCCCCGGUGUUUGAGGACUAAUUCUGGCGCCUUCCCCCCCCCCCCAUUGCCCCACUAAGUUGUGGUUCCAUUUCUGAACGCUGGCUGUGAUUCUAUCUAUACAUGUCUAUAAAUCACAACUGUAUGCUUGAA